GUCGACUGAGUCCAAUUCACGCUGCGCAACCGCAGUCGCUGGUUUGUACGCUGGGGGGAUAACAUCUUGCGCUGCACUUGCCGACGUUCUGUCCAAUUUCGGGCAGCUUAAAAAGUGAAACCACCCCUGGGAGGUGACUACGUCAAGUGUCUACAGGUUGCACUCUCCCGCGGAUAGGAAUCGAUGAGAUGCGAAGACAGUGUGGCAGGAUUUACACUUGGUAUUGCGCCGGGGAGCUGUAUGGCAUUGAAUGAUCAUUGUGCGGGGAGCGUCCCUUAUGCGCUUUCUCCGAAUCACGAAUCGGAUCACAUGGACGUGUGGCACUCCGACUGGCAGGCGCCUGGAGCUGAUAGCAAUGACGGAGCCAAUCCUGAGGAUGACCUCAUGCAUGAUGUGCUAGCUGAGCAGCGCUCAAAUGGCAGGGAUAAUGAACUUAACCAUCAGCUUGUGCAGCAUAAAAUUUGUUGAGGACUCGGAGUAUUUGCGUGAUCCUGGAGAAUUUUUAUUCGUUGCGGUGGACCAGAAGAACCUGUCAAAAAUGAUUGCAGUACGCCAGAAAAUUUAGAACAGAAGCUAAAAAGCCCAAACCAGUUCCAGAUUCUACAAUGCAGGUUCAAGUGCUUCCCAAAAUAAUACCUUUAUAGGAAUGUAAAAACAUGUGAUGAUUUGUGGCGAAAAAUAAUUUUACCGUACUAGUUUUUGAUACCUUUGGUAUAUGACUUUGGCUUCCUCACUUUUGAAUAUUUCUCCCUGUGCAUAAAGUAGUCGCCUUCGUCACUGCGUUGAAUAUCACAGUUAUAAAAUGAAAAUUAAACUUAUUCUUAUCGCAAUUCAAUCUUCUUCCCCAGGAGGUAUCACCCGUUUUAGAGGGCCAACGUCUAACGACCCACCAUAUACACCGCCUGAUCGAUUUGUACCGCUCGGAGCAUCGUCUCUGGAACCAGUCGCAUUCCUCAACAUGGAGCUGUGCCGCGACUCCUGGCGUAGGAUAACGAAUGCCUGGAGUACUUAUUGCUGCCGAAGCUUCGGCGUGACGGAAGUUCGGAUCCGCGUCUCGACGCUGUGUCAAAGAUUUCUCAAGCAAAGGAAGCGCUAGGAGGCGGACUGUGAAUUGGAUGAUAUUACCAAGUUUACGCACUUUGAACAAUUGAGCUUCCUGUGCAAGCAGCAAUCUUUAUAAAAACGGCAUCGUCACUAUGCCCGAGAGAACUGCCGUCUACUACAGCUUUACGAACAAUAUCCGGUCCUAUGGCACAAUGCACACAAACGGGUUCGAUGGGACGCUCUCCUGGGUCUCCAGAUGGCAUCACGACUUUCGGGGAUUAGCCUGUCGCCCGUGGUUAUCCAGCGACGGUUGCAACCGCUGCGCAAGCGAUAUCGACUGGAAAAGAUAAGCUAUCUGCAAAGUGUGGUGGAGGGAAAGCAGGCCGAAUUUAUAUCCGGAUUCGAACACUACACGGAAAUCGAGUGCCUGCACAAGCACAUCGACCCUUAUGUGUGUGCUGUUCGUAGAAAGAUUUUUGAGAAUCUAGUAGGUCACCAAAUCCAUGUGCAGAGCAACUGUGAAGUGAAAAAAUUGGGUAAUGCUAAAAACCAGGAGAUGAGAAAACGCAUAAAAGAAGGGCUAAAUGAAGAGAAGAAGUUGCAGUUGAUUUCUUAAAGGAAAUUUUGAAAGUACCACAAUGGACAAUGAUGCCAAAGGCAUGAACGCUAAUUCCGAAGCACCUUCCAACAAAACGAAACCUAAUUAAUGU
Molecule: messenger RNA, 1754 nt
Organism: Drosophila sechellia
Lineage: Eukaryota; Metazoa; Arthropoda; Insecta; Diptera; Drosophilidae
Exons: 2
Coding region: 1301-1660 (119 amino acids)
Source: RefSeq, a predicted model, not a curated record